Molecule: messenger RNA, 1311 nt
Organism: Ilex paraguariensis (yerba mate)
Lineage: Eukaryota; Viridiplantae; Streptophyta; Magnoliopsida; Aquifoliales; Aquifoliaceae
Source: the annotation of a GenBank genome assembly
AUUGAAACCAAACGCACGCACAGCCAAGCAGACCAAACAGCACAACAAACUAACUAAAAAGGCCCCAAACAAGCGUUCUGGUUCAAAGUCGUCUCCCACUGUCGUCUUCGUCUCCUACCCCUUUCAAACAACCUCAGCCUAAAUAGCAAUCGGAACGAAAGAUGGGUUGUUUUAGCAGCAAGAGUGCUGAUUCCAAAGCUACCCGGAUGGCUCGUUGGCGAUCCACCGGUAUUGUCGCUUUACGCGACUCCAAAUUGAAGACAUUUCCUGAUGAAGUUAUUGACCUAGACAGAUCCGUGCGUACUCUCGACUUAACGCACAAUAGACUAGUUGACAUCCCAAUGGAGAUCAACAAAUUAAUUAACUUGCAGCGGUUGAUUUUGGCAGAUAACCAUAUUGAGAACCUCCCGAUGGACCUGGGGAAGCUCCAGUUUUUAAAAGUUGUGACACUUGAUGGGAAUCGAAUAACUACCUUGCCCGAUGAAUUGGGUCAGUUGGUGAGACUUGAGCAGUUAUCCAUAUCAGGAAAUUUGUUGACCCACCUGCCUGAAACUAUAGGGAGCUUACGCAAUUUGGUGCUGUUAAAUGUGUCGAAUAACAAGUUGAAGUUUCUUCCUGAAUCAAUUGGGAGUUGUUGCUCCUUGGAAGAACUACAAGGAGAUGGAAAUUCUAUCGAAGUACUUCCUGCCUCAAUUUGCAAUCUUAUUCACCUAAAGUCACUCUGCUUGAACAACAAUAACCUGAAACAGAUACCUCCAAAUUUAUUGAAAGGGUGCAAAUCUCUGCAGAACAUUUCCCUGCAUGGGAAUCCCAUCUCUAUGGAUCAAUUUCAACAGAACUUCAUCUAGAUUUACCUUCAGAUGGAAGGAUUCCAAGAGUUUGAAGCUCGGAGAAAAAAGAAAUUUGACAAGCAAAUAGAUUCAAAUGUGAUGAUCAGUUCUAAAGGCCUUGAUGAGGGGGUUGAUCUAUGAGAUUUCUGCAAUGGCAGGGUAUUAUUUUGACAAUGCCUGUCUCUGUAUAUAGUGCCACUUCUGGGUCUAUUUUAAGUUGGUAAUCUCAAGUUGACUGGCAGGAUGACAUGGAUUGAGGCUUUUCGAAUGCUAGGAAAAGAUAUUGAUUUUGAACCCGAUGAAUUUCUUUCAUCCUUUGUGAAGUUUGGAAUGAGAUCAGUUUGGCAUCCAUUUGUUCUCUGUCAUUUAUAUAAAGUACCAAGUCCAUAGGUAGUUCUCACAUAGUAAAUGGUGGCUCUUUUGCAUUGUAUAUGAAUCAAUCAAUGAUCGCUUGCAUUAUUGAUAUAAUUUUCUCAUUUCC